Zerene cesonia (dogface butterfly) is the source of this 3024-nucleotide messenger RNA. RefSeq names its product nose resistant to fluoxetine protein 6-like. Gene Ontology annotation, molecular function: acyltransferase activity, transferring groups other than amino-acyl groups. The transcript has 13 exons. NCBI's taxonomy places the organism in Eukaryota, Metazoa, Arthropoda, Insecta, Lepidoptera, Pieridae. The record is from RefSeq and is a predicted model, not a curated record. Bases 86 to 1996 code for a protein of 636 amino acids.
UAUAUAGAAGUUGUAAUACCAGACCUCGCGAGUGGAUAUAAGUUGUAAAAUUUAUAUAAGUUGUAUAAUUUAAUUUCGUACAAUAAUGAAGAUUGUGAUUUUGUUUAUUGUAAUUUUGCAUAGCAGCUAUGCCGUGAUUUACAGAUUAAACGUAACGGAAUUCAAUCGUAUGCCGUCACAAUUUCGUUUGGAUGAUUAUGAUAAAUGUUUAAACGAGCCUGAUGGUUUUUAUUGUGCUGUGGAAUUCUCUUUAGUGUCAGAUGCCCCAAGCGACCUUCUUACGAUGAUUCAGGAAUAUUCAGAAAACAGUGAUCGCCAUUUCAACCAUACAAAACCUUAUUACGGAAUAUGCUUAACGCAGUCAUGUCGGGAAUAUAUAAAAGAUAAAGCAUUGGGCACAAAAGAUAGCCUUGAGGGAUGCCUGAACGAGUCUUUAUGGAACGAAUACAAACUUAAAGCCAAAGUAUUUGAUAACUUUCAAUGUACGAAAUCCAACGAAGAAAUGGUAAUUGAUGGUGGAGAUAUAGCAGUUGUUGUACUGGUUUUAUUUAUAAUAAUGAUCAACAUAAUAGCAAGCUUUUACGAUAUUCUAUAUGUAAGGCGUAACGUAAAAAAUGCUCAUAAAUAUUUCAUAAAUUUUUCGCUAUCAAGAAAUUGCUCAAAACUCUUCAAUGUCCGCGCCAGAUCAGAUCCUCGCCAGAACCGAUUGCGAUGUCUGGAUGCAUUGAAAACGUUAACAAUAUCGCUGGUUAUUGUUGGACAUUCAAUAUUACCAUUGGUGAUAUUUUGUCAGAAUGUAUACUUUUUGGAAUUGAGUCAUGACAAUGUGGUUUAUCAAUUUAUAUACAACGGCACAAUUAUUGUUCAAAUAUUUUUCGUAAUUUCGGGAUUAUUACUUUCAUACAAUCUGCAAAUCGCGUCUGAGACUAAAACAUUGAAUUGGCUUGAAAUACCGAAACGAUUUGGUAUACGAUGGUUGAGAUUGACGCCGCCGUACGUAGUAGUUUUAGCAUUUACCUCUACAUGGCUCAGAUACGCUGGAUCGGGUCCAUUUUGGAAGAGAGUAGUGAAUGACGCUGUGAACGACUGCCGGCAAUCAUGGUGGUCCCAUCUCAUUUACGUAAACAAUUAUUAUAACAAUGGCCAGUGUAUGCCGCACGUCUGGUAUUUGGCAGCAGAUCUGCAAUUGCAUUUAGUCGGAUUGAUCGUCUUUGUGUUGUGUAAAGGACUUAUCAGGAGAAUUGCUCUGAUUAGUUUGUUCGUGAUUGGAGUUAUAGCGCCAGCUUUUCACACUUACUUCCAAGAUCUGAAUGGAACAUUAGUUCUGACUUUUGAAGCAGUUAGAACCAUGUUCGUCACUGAUCCAACAUUUGUGAAUGUGUACAAGCCAGCGCAUACUAACGUGCCUGGUUUCAUCGUCGGCCUCAGCCUCGGUUUUAUUAUCUAUUACUUACAAAAUAGCAACUUUGAUAUUAAAAAGUAUAAGAGGUACCUCCUCGUGUACUACGCAACUGUGCCAGCGGCUCUUGCCGUCACUCUGGCAGGCAUGGCCGCCUACGGUGACGGUCCACGUCUCUCUAUAUACAUACGAGUUCUGUUCUCUGUACUGCUGAAGCCUUUAUUUGGGAUAUGUUUCGCGGUACUAAUAUUUGGAUGCGUGUUCCGAUUUGAGGACACUAUUCGUGGAUUCUUGGAGGCACGCGCUUGGACGGUAUUAUGCAGAAUUUCCUAUUGCGCUUACCUCUGUCACGAGGUCUUUUUUAGAUCGAUAGCUGGUUCCAGUGUCAUGAUACGCACCAACAUCAUACAUUUACUCGAUAUUACCCUCGGAAAUGUUUUCAUCUCUUUCUUAACGGCAAUCGUGCUCCACCUUUUCGUCGAGGCGCCAUUCUUGGGAAUUAUAGACACGAUGAGAGCAAGAGAGACAAGCCAUUCGAAAACAAGCAAGAGCAAUUUGAAGAACACGAAUGUUAUUGAAGCGAACACUUUGAUAUAAUAAAUAGAAUUAAAUAUUGUAUACAUUGCUUAAUGAACUUUGUAGUUUUUCAUAAGCUGAUUACGGAAAAAAGGAUUGCGUGGUUUCAUGAAAAUACGGUAAAGUGAAACUUUUUUUACAUUAUAGAUAUUUAACUGAUGGUCAGCUGAUGGGACUAUAGACGCCGCCAUAUUGGCCUCGGCUGCUCUGACGAGCGCCUUUCCCUUUAUCCCUACUCCGCGGCCGACCGUCACGCGACAUGCGAUACACUGACCAAAAAAAAUGAGACGAUGUAAUAAAAGUUUCACUUUAAAUACAAAAUCUCUAACGCAUUUUUUUCAAUCAGAUGAAUUCUUGAAGAUGUAUGUACAUUCCUGAGUGAUAACUGGUCCAUCUUUUCCGCUAUAGAUUAAGUUUUCAUACAAAAUGCCUGCAUCAAUGGAUCGGUAUAUGUCAGCUGCGCAAAUAUAACAAUGCAAAGUUAAGUCUAUGAACAUUUUUAACAUCUAUUUUGUUGUCUAUUUAGUAUUUACAUAAUUAGCGCCUGUAAAUCUUUGUCUGUUUCAUUGAAUAUAGUGUCACAUGCGUAUGUACCGCAUACAGGACCCCCUGAGGUCUAAUAUCUACUAAUAAUAUAAACGGAGUUAUCUACGAUCUGUGAUACUAUAAUGUAUGAUGGAUAAAACGAAUGGUGUUAAAUGUAAUGGGCAAGCAUUUAGCAAUAUUUGCAAUAGUUAUGUAUGGUUUAUGACAUAGUAAUUGGGCUUUAAAUUUCAUAUGACAUAUUAUAGAUGACUUAGGUAUUGUUAGUUGUAUAAUUUACUAGCUAGAUUUCACGCGCGGACGAACCCACGGGCAAGUAUUUAUAAAGAUCAUGUUUUAUUCUGAAGUAAAAACUAUAUUAUUGAAAAGUUUCAUUAAAAUCUUUUUGGUAGUUUUUAUAUGAUACAGUAACAAACAUCCAUCGAUCUAUACUUACGAACUCUCGCGUUUAUACUACUUAAGUUAGCGUUUAUUUUUUAAAAUUAUAUCAUGGAUAGAGAAACCAA